Messenger RNA from Zasmidium cellare ATCC 36951, 2196 nucleotides. RefSeq lists its product as uncharacterized. Lineage: Eukaryota; Fungi; Ascomycota; Dothideomycetes; Mycosphaerellales; Mycosphaerellaceae. Bases 1 to 2196 code for a protein of 731 amino acids. Gene Ontology annotation, molecular function: zinc ion binding; DNA-binding transcription factor activity, RNA polymerase II-specific; DNA binding. The transcript has 4 exons. The record is from RefSeq and is a predicted model, not a curated record. Gene Ontology annotation, biological process: regulation of DNA-templated transcription; DNA-templated transcription.
AUGGAUCCUCCUCCACCUCCGGCUUCGACCGACGCCACUGGCGUACAACAUAUCCGCCUCGCUUGUCAGGCAUGUCAACGUAAAAAGAUCAAAUGCGAUAGAACCUUCCCAUGUGGGCAAUGUCAGCGGUCCAACCUCCAGUGUGCCCAGAGCACUCGCAAGCCUCGAGUCAAACGCGUUGGAAAACGUGCUGUCGACUCGGAGCUGCGCAGCCGCAUAACGAAACUUGAGAGCCUUGUCGAGAGUCUCAGUGGCGAAGUCGGGCUGCAAGAAGAAGAAGAUGUUCCUCAAGCUGUUUCCCCGGACAAACCGGAAACACCAAGGGAGCAGCAUGAUACACCGUCGCCGAGUGUUGGAAAGUACAUGGGGAGCCCGUUCUGGGCGACGCUCGUUAACGAAGUUCAAGCGUUGCGAGACGCACUGGAAGAAGAUCCAUCAGAUGCGGAGCCGGCUAUAGUCCAUCCAGUCCCUGCUUCGACAAGUACACAUGAAGGAUCAAUAGAACACGAUCUGUUAAUCUGUCCGCCGGCCUCGAUAAGCGUUAUGCCUGGCGCUUUACUAGACCCGCCGCCUGCAGUACUGAAGCAACUCGACGAAAUAUUCUUGAAGAACGUGGACCCUGUCUUCAAAGUACUACACAGACCCACAGUCGAACGUCUCCUCCAGGGGGAUAGCUAUUUCGGCCAGGCGCCAGAUGCUCCUCCGAACAGGGCUCUAAGGGCUACGAUGUGGUUUGCGGCAGUGACAACGAUCAGUGACGCCGAAUGCUUUGCUCGUUUCCGCCAGUCACGUAACGAGCUGCUGCACUUGUACAGGAGGCACGUCGAUGUGGCAAUGGCACAGGCCGACUUGAUAAACACAAGUGACCUCGCAACGCUGCAGGCAUUCGUGCUCUACACAGCAUCCGCCAGGAUAACGGAUCGCAGCAGGAGAGCAUGGACCAUGACAGGACUGGUGGUACGCAUUGCACACGGAAUGGGACUUCAUCGCGAGAUUGGGACCGAUUCUCCAUACAUGAAAGAGAUCAAGCGAAGACUAUGGCACCAGAUCCGUGUGCUCGACGCCUUCUCCGCAGUUGAUCGUGGAACAGAGCUCCUGGUACAGAUGUCGACAUCCGACACGCCUUUACCGAGUAACGUGAAUGACUCCGAGUUCAACGAGUCGACCGAAAUAAUAACGAAUCGAGAAGAAGGUCUGAGCGAUAUGACCUUCAACCUGAUGGCACACUGGGCGACGACUUUGACUAUGAAACUAUUAACGCCAGAAGAAAGCGGAUCCAAAGGACAAACGUGGCAACAACGACUAGACUCGUCGCUGAGUCUCGGCAAACAGCUACGAGAGAAGUACUUGCAAUACUGCGACCUCUCGAUCCCGUUCCAUAGGUUCCUCUACACGGUCGGCAACUCCAUGGCGGCGUCGAGCGUACUACGAGCUGUACGGCCAAUGCAGAAGCACGUCUCCAGUGUCCCUCCGCGCGUCGAUUCGCCUUUUGUCCUGCAGCUGGCCGUGAACAGUUUGAAAGAGAGUGAAUCGACGCAUGUAGAUCCCGAGACGGAAGGAUGGCGAUGGAUCUUCUGGGUGCAAUGGCAUGCCCUUGCUGUAGCUCUCGCAGGCCUCUGCUCCAUCCGAGACAAUGAGCUAGCAAGCACGGCGUGGCAAUAUGUCGACAAAGCCUACGAGCGCCACGCCCGCCAUGUGGCAGACAGUCGCAGCGGCAUGCUCUGGAAACCCAUCGAGAAGCUGUACAAGAAAGCCUCAGCUUUCCGAGACGGGGCGACAGCGACGACGGCAACGACAACGACAACGACCUCCCCGCGGCAUAGCAUGAGCAUAAGCGCCCUCACCAUCCCACAAGAGAACAUGGAGAACCUAUCCAUCAACAUGCCCUCAUCUACAAGCACAGCACCGACCUACCCCGUCAGCUCAACCCAAGCCCAACUCCCCGUCGGCGCCAUGCCCCUCUCAGGCGUCCUGAACGCAUCGAUGGAUUUCCCGUGGUCGGAGGGAUACACCGGCACGUCACCGCUGCAGAUGGGCGAUAUGAGCUGGAUGGACUGGGAGCGGAUCAUGGAGGAUAUCUCCGGGUUGCAGAACUCGGAUUCUGCGUUUAGCGGUCCGAAUGUUACGAUGGGGGAUGUGCAGGCGAUGAAUAUGGGGGGUGAGUGGCCGUAUUCGAUGCAGGGGAGUCGGUUUUGA